AUAUUUGGGCUUUUUUCACGCACCAGCCCAGUAAUGGACUGAGUCUGAAACCCGAAAUUGAAAAAAACUAGCUGCAAUUUUGAGCUUCAGAUUGAGAUUGGGAAGCCGAAGCAGUGAAGCACAAGUCAGAUAUUUUCCUUCCUUCAAAACCACAGAAGAACAGAUCAUGAGACUCUUAAUUCAUCUAAUUCCAUUCGUCUCCCUGUUUCCCGCCUUAUUCUCUUCUCUCUUCGCUCCCUCCCAAACAACAUGUUCACCGCACCACAUCAACGACAACGACGACAAUUCCUCCCUCUGCCAACUCCACCAAUUCCAGCUCAAGAUCGAUCACUUAGAAUCAGUUCUAGCAGAAAGCAUUCAAAACCUGACCGAGAAAAUCGAUCGUAUCGAAGAGCGCGAGAAGCGCAUUGACGACAUGGCGCAGAAGAUCCAUCAUUUGCAGUCUGUUUUAUCCACUCUGAAGGGAGACUCAUUGGCUACUGAUGAGAGGCUUAAGGCUUUAGAAGAAGAGGUACGGCUUCUGUGGACUGCAUCAAGAAAGUACAACUUUGAUCUUCAUGUUUUAGAGUCUAAAGCACAAGAUACUGAGGAUAGACUCCAAACGGUUGCCUCUCAGGCUCAAAAGAUGGCUGACGUUGUUACAGAACAAUGGAUUCAAAUUCAGCGACUUGAGCAGGCUCUUCAUAUUACACAAAUGAGGACUAUGAGGGUUCAAAGACAAUUAACAAGAUGCAUAUUCUUGAAGUUCAUAAACAACCUUUCUGAUGACCCUCUGCUGAAGACGCUUGGGCCUAACUUCAGAUCCUAUUUCUCUCGAGCUUUGCAUCAGUUCAAGAGAGUCUUUGCAGAAUUUAAAAGGUCUCACCAUGAGUUACAACAUUUCAUCAAAGAGAAACUGGAAAAGAAUGAAUUCACAGCAGCUCUUGCAAAUGAGGAAUUAGUUUUCUUUAUGGCUUCCGCAUUAAUCACCUUCCCAGUAAUGAGUGCUUGGAUGUUGCUCUCAUCAAAACUCACUAGCUGAAAGCAUCACAGGUUCUGAAUGAAAGAAAUUUUCGAGAAUUUGAUAUUGUUGACAGGUAUAUUUGAUAGCAACUGUUACUAUGUUGGCCUAAGUUAGGAGAUUUGACGCAUAGGUCGGCAACUGUAACCAUUACAAACAUGAAUGUAGAAUAGUUUUAAAGAUAUCUGAUGCACUUUUUUGUUAGA
Molecule: messenger RNA, 1206 nt
Organism: Prunus dulcis (almond)
Lineage: Eukaryota; Viridiplantae; Streptophyta; Magnoliopsida; Rosales; Rosaceae
Exons: 9
Coding region: 167-1021 (284 amino acids)
Source: RefSeq, a predicted model, not a curated record